GAUUCGAGAGGUGACACUGGGGUGAGAUGGCACGGAUUUUUAUCUGAGAAUCCAAAGGCAUGGCUCAAUAACCAAGCACUGCAACCACAUUGAUAGAUGUGAAUCUGGCUAAUGGGGUAUAAAUCGUCGAUCCAUGCACCAUUUUUGUUCACUUUCGACGCAUCUUCUAAUGGGUGUUAUGUUUUGUAAACACUGACAAUCGCUUCUCAAACACCGUUUUGAUUUACGAGAGUUAUUAAAUUUCGGCGGAUAAGCUAAAUAUUGCUUCUGGAAUAUAAGUCACUUCUUUUGAAAGUAGGUGGAAGGGACGAAGUGAUGGAUAGUCGUACAUCUGGAGAACAAGGAAACCAGAUUCCUCCGUUGGAACCUGAAGAAGAUUCUAUUUCGGAUGCCCAAAUACUUUGGGAAAAGGUGGCUCGCCCAUUGAAAAUACCAAUGAUUAUUUCAGGUCUAUAUCAUGAGAAAGGAACAAAUAAAGAUUCUUCGGAGUCUGCGUUCAAAGGCGACUCUCUACCAUUUUUGGCUAUGAGGAUCUACCACAUUCUAGUUAUGUUAUUUCUAUGGUUUAAUUUCGCGCGGUUUUUGGUUUCCUUUCCGAUGACAGGUUCUCAACAUUCUCAAGAUUUAACCUACAAUAAUAUAUCCGUCUCCUCUUGGGCUUUUCUUGUUGCUGCAAACAACACUGUUUUCUUGAAAAUUUGCUACAAAGGAGAUAUCUUUCAACUCAUUGCUAACCAGUCGAAGCUUUGUUUCCGCCCCAUACAAUUAGGAGACGGGGCUUCUAACAGAAGGCAGAUUCAGUCAUCUUGGACGAAGUACCGCUCGUUUGCAAUAGGUGGGACUUUUAUAGGCCUUUGUGCAACAUGCACUAACAUAGGAACCAUUCUCUUUAUGAACUAUGGUUUAGAGGAAUCGUCCAUCUACCAUAGGGUAAUGUGUUUCCCGUGGUCUUCAGAUCUUGCAUGUGGCUUUUCCGCCGUCUUUGCGGUUUAUGGCUCAGCAACAUGGACCUUGACAGUCGUUUUCAUAGCUUUCAUCUGCUACAUCAUGUCGGGUCAGCUUGCCCAGUUGACCCGCGACUUUGCCAAGACAUUUGGAGAGAGGAGGAACUUCGACGCAAAGCUUCUGGACUCCUUUCGACGAAAUUUCAAUACACUCUGCAGGUCCGUCGAGCUCGCGGAUGAAAUGCUAUCACCUUUUGUCGCUAUUGCAUAUUGCACAAAUAUCCCUGGUAUCAUAUUUCUCUUGUAUCAAGUUUGGUUUCCGGAUGUUAGUACUAGCACAUCCUAUCAUCUGAUUGCAUCAUUCUGGAUUGUUGGAACUGUUUUGAAUCUAGCCAUCGUUUCUUACUUUGCUGUCACAGUUCACGAAAAGGCACAUUCUCUUCGACGCCAUGUACACGAUCUCCAGACUGCAACAUUUGAUCCAGAAAUCGCGCAGAUUCAGAUGCUGUUUUUGGCUCGGUUGGACGGACCAGAGAUAGGAAUGACAGCUCUCGGUUGCUUCGUCAUUACCAAGGAACGAGUUUUAGCGGUCAUAAGCACACUCAUAACCUACUUCACCAUCCUCCUGCAGUUUAAGGGCCUGUGUCCAGAUGAAUCCGAUGGCAUCAGAAACUCCACCUUUGCGACCUCUACGACCGCCUAUACGACCUAAGACUGAGCCAACGAAUGGACUUUUUAGUCUUACAAAGAGUUAGGAUUGAUACGAUCAACCACAAUUUUUUGGGUCUCCCCUCUCUCUUGUUUUCUUUCUUUUACUCCUUUACAUCAGCUUUUCAUUUCAUUUUUGUGCACUGUGUAGUUGUUGAACGUAUGUAGUCAGUCCAAACAGUGUUGGGCUAAUUCUGUGUUUUACCUUAUGAAAAACAAUUAUCAUGAAACUAUUUGUAUUUUUUAGGGACCUAAGAAAUACAAGCAUUGUUUUUAAUUAAGGUUCCGAUACUAUUGUUUUUUUGUAGAAACCUUUUCAAACUUAUGGUACUUAUAUAGUUAGUGAAUACUUUGUUAAUUUUCUAUACAUGUUCGCCUUUUCAAAUUGACAAUUGUAAUCCAAUUACUCUUUGUUUCUCAUGUAUGUAUUAUUAUGACUUAUACUUCUUUUUUUUUUUAGGUAUGUUUUAUUGUGAAUUUUAAAUGAAAACAAGAGUGGAAAAAAAUAUAUCAAAUCAAAUCAAACUAUGGAAAACCAGCAACGUCAACAUCUAUAAUGCAUGUUUGUUCAAAGUAUACUCUAGAUGUGAUAUAUAAUCAUACAUUCAAUGUUUUCUUGAAAAUUCAGUGUGCUUUUUUGUGUUUACAAAGGACAUCAUGCAAAUUUCCUGGAAAAAAAAAAAUUGUGACAUUGUUGGAUUUCCAUGCAACUUAAGAUGAUCAGAUCAAUCGUAACUCUUUGUAAGACAGGGCUCUCAUCUAGCUAUUUGGAUAGGAUCCACCCUGGAAUGUUCUUUAGAAAUAAUAUUUAUUAUUUUAUUUAUUUAUUUAAAUAUCUUUAUACAGGAUAACAAGCUCAGAUUGACGGUUUUCAGCAUGGUCCUGUUUACAUAAAAUGGCAAUAUAUACAUGUACAUAAAGAUAAGAGUAACUUAGGUUCUAUACAAAUAAUGAAUGAAUUCAAUAACAUUAAAAUCAAAAUUAUUACUAAUACAAAGAUUGUUCAAAGAUAACACUGAAUUUUUGAGGAAUCGGUGAAAUGAGAUUAGUUAUCCUAUAGACAACACAAUGACAGCAAAAUAUAAACUUAAGUGUAUGAUAUUAUUGACAUAAUAAAUAAUUGAACAAAAUUCAUGAAGGAAAUUAGAAGUCUAAUUAUCAUCGAGCAUAACACACGAGAUUUAAGUAGAAAAUUUACAAAAUAAAUACCGCUAGGCAAAAUAUCAUUAGUUAUAAAAUAUUGGAUAACCCAAAUCAUUCACACAAUCAAGAAGAGAAAAAUAGAGUAAAAUGGAACAAAAGGCAUCUGAUACUAAUUAUUGAAAUAAAACUUUUUAUAAAUCAAGUUGAAUGUUUCGAUAGUUUCAGACGAGAGAACCUUAGUUUCUUUAGAGCUCGCUAAUGUCAAGGAGACUGCAUCAUAUGGGCUUCCUUACUCAAGGCAUAGUGAUUGAUUUUUAAGAUUGAUUGCAAUGAUUAUGGUGUAUGAUCGAUCGUUAUAUACAAUCCUGGAAUCAAUUGAAAAGCUUGUGUAACGGGGCCCUGAAAACGAUUUUUUUUUAAACUGGGGGUGCUGAUGUACAUUUGAAAA
This is a messenger RNA of Lytechinus pictus (painted urchin), 3243 nucleotides long. RefSeq lists its product as uncharacterized. The record is from RefSeq and is a predicted model, not a curated record. The coding region runs from base 316 to 1656 and encodes 446 amino acids. Gene Ontology annotation, biological process: detection of chemical stimulus involved in sensory perception of taste; sensory perception of chemical stimulus. The transcript is spliced from 4 exons. Lineage: Eukaryota; Metazoa; Echinodermata; Echinoidea; Temnopleuroida; Toxopneustidae. Gene Ontology annotation, cellular component: membrane. Gene Ontology annotation, molecular function: taste receptor activity.